This is a messenger RNA of Gossypium raimondii (Peruvian cotton), 1848 nucleotides long. RefSeq names its product phenylacetaldehyde synthase. Gene Ontology annotation, biological process: amino acid metabolic process. Lineage: Eukaryota; Viridiplantae; Streptophyta; Magnoliopsida; Malvales; Malvaceae. Gene Ontology annotation, molecular function: carboxy-lyase activity; pyridoxal phosphate binding. The transcript has a single exon. Bases 48 to 1508 code for a protein of 486 amino acids. The record is from RefSeq and is a predicted model, not a curated record.
UCCCAACAAUAUACCAUUGAAACGAAGAACAUUUACAUAUUGAAAAAAUGGUAAGUGCGUCAAGAAAAACAUUCCUUCCCCUUGACCCAGUGACCUUCUCAAACGAGUCCAAAGCAGUGAUUGAUUUCAUUGCUGAUUACUACGAAAACGUUGAGAAAUACCCAGUUCAAAGCACCGUUGAGCCCGGUUAUUUGUCGGCCAUGUUGCCUGAGUCAGCCCCUUAUUGCCCUGAACCACUCCAAGACAUACUCGAAGAUGUCAGCAAUUGCAUCAUCCCAGGCCUGACUCAUUGGCAAAGUCCCAACUUCUUCGCCUAUUUCCAUGCAAAUGCUAGCACUGCUGGCUUUUUUGGGGAAAUGCUUUGUUCGGGUUUUAAUGUCGUUGGUUUCAACUGGAUUUCGUCACCGGCAGCGACUGAGCUCGAAUCCAUUGUCUUGGAUUGGAUGGGCAAAAUGCUUAAGCUACCAUCUUCCUUCUUGUUCUCCGGAACCGGUGGUGGAGUCUUGCAUGGCAGUUCAUGUGAGGCUGCUGUUUGCGUUUUGGCUGCUGCAAGGGACAAAGCCUUGAAAGAGCUUGGAGGGUGGGAAAACAUAACAAAACUGGUGGUUUAUGCGUCGGAUCAAGCGCAUUUCACUUUCCAAAAGGCAGCGAAACUCGUAGGCAUUCCCCCAUCAAAUUUUCGGUUAAUUGAAACAUCUUUUUCGACAGGGUUUUCGUUGUCACCUGAAAACCUUCGCUUCGUCAUUGAAGACAAUAUCAGAUCUGGUUUGGUGCCAUUAUUUUUAUGUGCAACCAUUGGGACAACACCCUCUGGAGCUGUCGAUCCUAUUGCAGAGUUGGGCAAAGUUGCCAUGGAAUUCAAGCUUUGGCUUCACAUUGAUGCAGCAUAUGCAGGAAGUGGCUGCAUUUGCCCCGAGCUCCGCCAUUAUCUUGAUGGAGUGGAGCUUGCUAAUUCCAUCAGCAUGAAUCCACAUAAAUGGUUUCUCACAAACAUGGAUUGCUGUUGUCUGUGGAUCAAGGAACCGAAGUUGUUGGUGGAUUCAUUGUCAACUGACCCUGAAAUUCUAAGAAACAACGCAAGUAAAUCCAAAGCAGUGGUGGACUGCAAAGAUUGGCAGAUAGCAUUGAGUAGACGUUUCAGGGCUUUGAAGCUUUGGGUUGUGAUUCGCCGACAUGGUCUGGCUAACCUGAUGUGCCACAUUCGAAGCGAUAUCGCCAUGGCUAAACGAUUCGAAGCACUUGUGGGAGAAGAUGAGAGGUUUGAGAUCGUAGUGCCUAGAAAGUUCGCAUUGGUUUGCUUCAGGUUGAAGCCCAAGGUGGAGGAGGAGGAUUUGAACUGUAAAUUGGUGGAGGCCAUAAAUUCAAGUGGAAGAGCGUUCAUGAGCCAUGCAGUGUUGAGUGGGAUUUAUGUAAUUCGAUGUGCCAUUGGAACAACUCUGACUCAACAACACCAUGUGGAUGCCUUGUGGAAACUCAUCCAAGACAAAGCUCAAAGUUUAUUGAUGUAGUAAGAUUUAGGAAAAAAAAAGAUAUGGUCUCUCUUGUUUCAACGCCACUCAAGCUGUACUUAUAAUUCAACCAAAUGUCGCUAGCAGGCGAAUCGGCUGAAGGAAAUUUAAUCGGUAUUCGGGAUUAGCAAGUUUAUUUGUACGUAUAAAUGUAGUGUGUGGGUGUAUAAGUCUGUUGAGUAUGGGCUUCUAUACUUUGUCUGCUAAAGUUUUAUGUAGGGGUGAGUAUUCGAUCGAAUCGAAUCGAAUAAAAAAUUUCGAGUUAAUCGAGUUUUCGAAUAUCAUUUUAUUAUCUUAACUUUAUUUGAAAUUUUCUCGAAUCGAGUCGAGUGAGAUGGAA